GAAACUCGGCUUGGUUUGGUAGACAGUGCUGUGAGGAACUGGAUAGUAUUAGUGCUGAAAGAAUCGGUAUUCAUAGUCAGAUUGCGAAACGGGAUAAUGCAGAAAAAUGUGUUUUUAGAGGAUAGUUUGCCAAAGUUGUGAGAUACUCUGAAGCCCAUUCAAUGGGUGGAUUACAGAUUUGCCAAAGUAUUCUCGAAUUGCCUUGUUUAGAAUGCACCUGGAGUCCAAAGGAUGCAUCUGGAUUACUGAGACUGAUGGCAGUCCAUUGCAAAUGUAUGGCCAAUAUAAAGAAGACUUAGAAGCUUACGCAAAAGCAGAAGCAAGGCGAUUGAAAACGUUACAAAAAUUAAGAAAGAAAGAAGAAACUAUUAGAAAGAAGCAACUAAAGACUUAUCGCAGUGCUUGGGAAAGGCGGAUUGCAGGGUACUUUACAGCAUUCUGGCAUCACACAUUUGCAAAGCUGGGGGAAGACUGGGUAUUCCUUGCUGUUUUAGGAAUUCUGACGUCAUUACUAAGUUUUGGAAUGGAUUAUGCAAUUGCCGUAUGCUUGAGAACUCGCAUUUGGUUAUACCGUGAUUUAGCUAAGCAUCCUGUUUUACAGUAUUUGGCUUGGAUAGCAUUCCCUUUGACGCUAAUUCUAUUUUCAUCUGGUUUUGUACAUAUGAUUGCGCCACAAGCAAUAGGUUCAGGCAUUCCUGAAAUGAAAACUAUUUUAAGGGGUGUGGUUCUGAAGGAGUACCUCACCUUCAGGACUUUAAUUUCAAAAGUCGUAGGCUUAACAUGUUCAUUAGGAAGUGGUUUACCUAUUGGCAAAGAGGGGCCCUUUGUACAUGUUGCAAGUAUAGUUGCUACCCUUCUUAGCAAGUUAGUUACUUCUUUCAAAGGAAUAUAUGAAAAUGAAUCCCGAACAAGUGAAAUGCUUGCCGCUGCCUGUGCUGUUGGUGUGGCCUGUAGUUUUGCUGCUCCCAUUGGAGGUGUUCUCUUUAGCAUUGAAGUAACGUCAGUGUUUUUUGCUGUGCGAAACUACUGGCGGGGAUUCUUCGCUGCUUGCUGUGGAGCUAUGGUAUAUCGACUCCUUGCUGUAUGGUUUAAAGAUGAAGAAACUAUUACUGCACUAUUCAAGACAAAUUUUUCUGUGGAUUUUCCAUUUGAUCCUCAAGAGCUUUUAGCAUUUGCUUUGAUUGGAGCAUUUUGCGGAUUUGCUGGCGCUUUGUUUGUAUGGCUCCACAGGCAAAUAGUAUAUUUCAACCGUCGACACAAGACUAUGAAUUCCUUCCUGCAAAGAAACCGUUUUAUGUAUCCUGCGAUCAUUACUAUAGUCAUUUCUAGUCUUACAUUUCCUUUGGGCUUAGGACAGUUUAUGGCGGCUGAGCUCACCAAUCAUGAAGUCAUGAAUGAGUUGUUUAGUAAUGUCACAUGGUCUGGUUCACAUCUUGCAGUAGAUGAUGCAAUAACCGUUAGUCACUGGACUACACCUUACACAAAUAUAUAUGUCAACCUUGCUGUAUUCAUUAUUAUGAAUUUUGUUACAACAACUGUUUGUGCAACUCUGCCAGUACCUGCUGGUGUUUUUAUUCCUAUUUUUCGUAUUGGUGCUGCCUUCGGACGUUUAGUAGGGGAGUGUAUGGCAGCAUGGUUUCCUGAAGGGAUAAGAAUGGGUGAUAAUAUAUUCAAGAUAUUGCCAGGAGGUUAUGCUGUUGUUGGGGCUGCUGCAUUAUCUGGGAGUGCUACUCACACUGUAUCUACAUCAGUUAUUGUUUUUGAACUAACUGGCCAAAUGUCACAUAUUUUACCCGUGAUCAUUGCGGUUCUGAUUGCAAAUGCCAUUGCUCAGUCUCUUCAGCCAUCCAUAUAUGAUAGCAUAAUACAAAUUAAAAAACUUCCAUAUCUACCUUCCAUUAUUUCCACUUCAUCUCAGGCUUACAACAUUUACGUAGAUGAUAUUAUGGUACGUGAGAUAAUAUAUAUAUCAGAAGGUGCUACAUAUAGAGAAAUUAAAGCAGUUUUGAAAGGCAACAAACGAUUGCAGUCAUUCCCAUUGGUAGAAUCUUCAGAAUCAAUGAUAUUACUGGGUUCUGUUCAAAGAAUAGAACUUAUGCGUUUAUUGGAAAGGCAUUUAGGUCGGGAACGCAGAUUGGAAGAAGUGGCCAGAAGACAAUCUGUAGAUGAAGGAACGUAUAAAGCUGCACAAGAACAAGAGAGAAGGAUGUCCAGGUUUGAAGUGAUUCCUGUUGCUGGGCAUGGAAGGUCUUCAUCAAGAGGCUCACCUCCACCAUCUCCUCCAAUGACUCCUACAUCUCCAAAAAAGUCUAUUUUAAAGCACUCUCCUAUGCAUUCUCCUUAUUCAACCAUCACAUCUAGUAUUGCACAUGACUCCAGAUUACGAGCUGCUUUUGAAGCAAUAUUUCGGAAAGCUUUGACUUUGCAAGAUGCAAAUCCAAGUGAGAAGUCAGAUAGUGGACCUCCUACUCCAAAUAUUCAGAAAAGAGUGCAAUUGCCUAAAGAAAGAGUUAUAGACAUGUCCCAGGAGGAGCAAUUAGCAUGGGAGGAAGAACAAUUAAAUGUUCCAGUAGAUUUUAGCAAAUGCCAUAUUGACCCUGCUCCCUUUCAGUUAGUCGAAAGAACUUCAUUAAUGAAGGUACAUUCCUUAUUUUCUAUGCUCGGGCUCAACCAUGCGUACGUGACUGCUAUUGGACGAUUAGUGGGAGUGGUGGCUUUGAAAGAGUUAAGAAAAGCUAUCGAGAAUAUGCAAGGAGGAAAUUUUGUACGGAAUGCACCUCUGUCAUUUGAAACUAUGAGCAUUUUAAAUAAUGCAUAUGGAAAUUCAGAUUAUCCUUCUGAACCUCCAUCGGAAGCAGCUUCUGAAGUUGAAACUCCAUCAGAAUCUGAAGAAGUUCCAGGACGCAGUAGGUUUGUUUUCAAUUUUAAAAAUAUCCAGAGGACUAGUCAGACGUCACCAGUUUGAUCUAUUCAUGUCAGCCAUUGCUGUUGUACAUAUUUGUUCUCUAUGGCUGUUAAAGGCAAAACACUCUGACAUGAUUCUUUACAUCAUGUUAAAUGGUCUUUCAGAAAUGUUGCACAAAAUUCAAAGUAAUUUGAGGGGGGGGAUCUUGUAUCAUUUACAUAGCUGUUGUAUACAUGACGUUGUUACCACUCUGAUACCACUUACUCUUCAAAAAUUAUUCAUUAAUGCAAAUUAUGAAGAAGUAUUUUACUAUUGUACUAAGUAUUGAUAAUGUGAGUUUUCUGAUCCAACCACAUCAUACACUAUUUUGUUCAUAUAUUUGAAAUGCAGUUUAGACUUUUAUGUAUUUUUGAAGUGUUACUUAUGCUAUUCUUCUUGAUGAUGUUUAUAAAUUUACCUAUUUAAUUAGACUCAUAUUUUAACUGUAAAGUUUAUAGAAUUAAUAGCAUUAAAUAAACAUGGAACUGGAAUUUAUUAAUUUCAAAGUGAUAUUACUGAAAGAAAUAUAAGUGUACUUGAUAUGUGGUUACCGCCUCAUCCGUGACCAUGAGCGCAAACACGUAUGCGCCAUUCGGACCGAAUUAUUCUCAAAAUAUGGUGGAAGGAUGGGGACUUUCUUUUCCUCGAGCAUAUAAAUUCUCUCUUUCCGGAGGUCUUCAUGUGACCUUUGACGUCGCAGCAAGUAAUAACGCCCCUUUUGGACGAGUCUAUGUGUUUUGGUAGAAUGCCAGCCAAGGUUACAUUUGAGACGGUCAAACUAUACCAAGACGCAGUCUAAUGUAAACACUUUUGUCACUAUACAAGCCCAACUCGAAUUACAAAAAAAGAAGGUGCAAUUAAUUAUACUCGAUUUUAAGCAAUGAAAUAUAACUGAAAUGUUAGUUAUUAUGCUCAGUAUCAUUAUAUGUUUUCCAUCAUUUCAGGCUUGUUAUACAUACUAAAGUUGUCAAAUGAAAUUUAAAAACUAUAAAUGGAAGAGUAUUGUGUAGCAGAAUGGAGAAACAACUCACGAGUUAUCAUCUAAGUUUCAUAUUUGUUUAUAUAUUCAUGAAAGAUUUUCUUUUGUGUUCAUGGUGUGUUAUAUAUUUUCAAGUUAUAUACAUUCCUUGCAUAUUUACUGAGAAUCAUAAUUUCCAGUUGAGGGCGAAUUUUAUGACAUGGUUUUAAUGUAUUAUAUAGAUAUGUAUCGGCAACUUUAUAUGUAUAGCUCUUCUGAUUGAAAUUAAUUUUUAAUUAAUUGUGGGGAGUUAAGUAUUUUAAACUUAAUUUAGAGAAAGUAGUAUUCGAGAUGAAAUAUUAGGAAGUGAUACUGAAGUUGAGAAAUUAUCUAUAAUAUAUAACAUAGUAUUUUAAUAAAGAAAAAUUCUUUUUAGCUGAAAUUGAGAUUAUUUUUUUAUUUUUUUAUUUAUUUUAACAUUAUUGAAAAUUCUACGAAGUUAAAAAAAACUACCAGAAAGAUAAACCGUGCCAAACCUUUUAUGAUUUUACUUUUAUGUGUUGUGGAAUAUAUUAUUUACUGGCAUUUACUUAAAAUUUAUUGCAUGAAUCUUAAUCAGAUUUUUCGACAUUGUAACGAGCAUUUAAUUUCAGGAAAGUAUUUUAAUAAGAGUUGUGUAUUUGAAAUGAAUAUGUUGGCAAUUUCUGAUAGAUGUUUUAAAAAUUAAAUAUAAUGAAUUAAUUUUAUUGUAUAAUAAAUUAUUAUAUACAUUAAAUGUAUGAUCAUAACUACUUAGUUGUAAUGUUUGGUGUAAAAGUGUGUGAUUUUGUUUUGUAUUUUAGUGUAAAAUAAUUAUGCAUUUUAACUGUGUUGUUGUAUCAACUGAAUUAUAGCUAUAAAGAUGUGAAAAUAUUUAUUUAACUUGGACUUAUUUUCUGAAAUUUUUACUAUGCAAUUCACAUAUUUUAUAAUAACAAUGUGAAGUAUUAAAAUACUUGUUGUUGCACUUCAUUGAGAAUUUUAUUUUUAUAUUUUGUAUGUACCAUAGAAUCUGCAUAAUAAUACAUAUCAUAAAAUUCUGAGAUAUCUGUUUAAAAAUAUAUAAAUUAUUCAAUGGCAACACUAAGUCUCUUAAUUUAUGUAGUAAUCUAUGAAUUAGAGUAUUUACCUCUUUGUAAUUUUUAUAUUCAUUUGCAAAUUGUGUGUUAAAGCUACAUACAAUAAUUAUUAUACAUUAUAAUUCCUUAUGAUGAUAUUUUAAGUUUAAUUUUUAUAGUAAAUUCCUGCUGUGAGAGACUCUGCCAUAUGUUUAUGAUUUAGUUAUUUUAUGGAAGGUUAUAUAAAUGAAUGUGCUUCACAUUUUGAAAUACUCUUAUAAUGUGUAGGAUUCUGUAAUCGUAAAAACUUGAAAAAUUUAAGAGCAAUUUUAUCAGCACUGGUUGUCUACUUGAAUAAGAUGUAACUAGUAAACUAAUGACAUGCUGUCACUCUAUUUUUUGAUAAUAGGAUCACAAUUUUUAACCUUAUCGAGCAAUCACCUAUAAAUGAAAUUUUGUUUUCUACCUUUGUAUACGGACAUUUCUUAAAACCAUAUUUUUUUAUGUUUACCCCUGGAAUGCAUUUCCCUUCAUUAUAAUUGAAUGCUGCACUUGAUUUUUCAUAGCUGAUGUUGAAAUGGUUUGUUGAGAAUUAAGUUGCAUAUAAAACUAUGAAACAUAUUUGUUAUUUUUUUUAAGAAGAAAAUGUCCAUACCAAACUUUCUUUGCAGAUUUUUUAAUGUAGUAUUGGUUUAAUUUGUUAUUUCAACUGCAAGUAAAGAUUUCUGUAAGAUCUCAACAUCUGUAAAAUUUCGUAAUAUUUGAAAUAUUUUAAUAGUAUGUCUCAUGCAUAUUCUAUACUCUAAUAUUUUACUAAUCUGCUAGAGACGGCAAAGUAUUAUUGUUGGAUUUGAAAUAAUUUAUUCAAAUAUUUUUCAUGCCUUGAGAAACUAUUUUUAAAAAGGCAUGCAGAUGAGGUCUAUCAAUAAUUUCCAAUCAUACUUAGACAUGUGAAGUGCAGUACCUUUGCCAAAGAACAAAAGUUCAAUUGAAAAUGUCAUUUGAGUGUUAUUAUUUAGAUGAAAAAGGAACAUGCGAAUAUAAAAUUUAAAUUAGGCCAAAAAAAAAGACAACCUUAAUUUGGUGUUAUGAACUGUUAUUGCAAACCAUUAGGAGGCGCUUCAGGCAUUCUGUUUCCACAGAAGUUUGGAUUUCUGCAUGAACAAGAAGUGCAGUAAUGAAGGUUUAGGCCUAAUAAUUCGAAGGAGUACGUCUAACAAUUCAUCUUGUAAAAUACUGUAUAACGGUAAAUGGAUUAUGUGUGUUAAAACCAAAUUCAGUGUUCAUGUGAACAUAACUUUACCUUUAGAAUGGAUACUUCAUACCUAAACGAAAUGACACAGUACCGUAGUUAUAAAAGGUGUAGAUUUUGAAUAAAAUUAUAUUAAUUUCGUGGGAAGACAAAAACAAGCACUUCUUCAGGAUCAAAAAUCUACAUCAAGCUAAGGUUGUUUUCUUGCCUAAAUUUCAAUGUCAUAUAUAUGUUACUAUCUCAUUAUGGUUCCAUCAUUUCAUGCUUAAAUAUUUUUAUGUCAAUCUGUUUUUUAUCAGGGCUUUGUAUAAUACAUCAUUAUUAAGAUCAGCCUCUUAGAUUGAUCGUAAUAAUAAUUGGACCAAAAUGAGCAUGAAACGUGUCUAGUAUCCUUUUCCUGUAUACAUAACACAAGAAAUAAGGUGAAACAUUAUAUGAAAUUUUAGCCACUGUGUUUAUAAUUGUGAUAGUGCCAGUGCUCACCAAUGACGGGAACACACAUUACCAAAACCACUGUGGUAUUUGCCUUAUGACCUCAUUGUUUAUGCCUCAGCUCUGGCUGAAGUAGCUUCUGGUAUAACAUUCCAUGAUAUAUCUCUUUCCAUCCUUCUGUGUACAAAAUUCAAUAAAACAUUUGUUUUAAAA
Molecule: messenger RNA, 6896 nt
Organism: Stegodyphus dumicola
Lineage: Eukaryota; Metazoa; Arthropoda; Arachnida; Araneae; Eresidae
Product: chloride channel protein 2-like
Biological process (GO): chloride transport; transmembrane transport
Cellular component (GO): plasma membrane
Molecular function (GO): voltage-gated chloride channel activity
Source: RefSeq, a predicted model, not a curated record